CCCUCUUCCCCUCUCUCUCUCUCUCUCUCUCGCUCUCUCUCUCUCUGUCUGUCUCUGUGAUGCCGGGCUGUGGGUGAGUGUAUGCCCGUGACCAGACUGAAGCUGGGGAAGCUAAAGGUGGUGCGGCGGCAGCUGCUGCAAAGGUAUGAACACCAGCCGUUUGUCUCCUGCCUGGCCGGCCUUUAUGGUUGCCAAUGGAGACGAUACCAAAGAGCCCGAGCGCAGCCAGGAGAGUGCUGCUGCAGCAAGGUGGAGUGUGGCUGUUUUGGCCUCCUGAUCCUCACCUUCUUCCUGAGUUCUUUAUUCCUCUAUUUCUGGAGUGAAGCUCAGAAUGACUACAUCGACUUUGACUGGUUUAACUUUGGGACUCUGGGCUUCUGGUUUCCCUGGUCUCUGGUCCUGCUAGUCAUUGCUGCUGCUCUCUUCACAUACAUCGCCCUGCUACUGGUGCUGGCGGUGUGUCUGCUGUCUGAGGGUCAGAGGCUGUACCUUCACUGGAGUCAUAAGACUGGCAUUGUGGUGACGCUGGCGUUCUCCGUCACAGCCACCGCCGUCUUGUCUGACCUGUGGAGCAAAGAAUGGAAAACUCUCCUUCUCUCCCUGCAGGUGACAGCGCCUUUCCUCCAUGUGGCUGCAGUCUUGCUCAUGGUGAUUCUCUCCUGGCCCAUGGCAUUGCACUUCUUUCGCAUGAACAAAAAAGGUAGUUUCCCCUUUCACAGCACAUGUAGGCACCUCGACAGAGUGGUGAUGGGAGAAAAGGCACAGAACAGAACAGAUCUAUUGGUGCCAUCCACAACUUUUGACAAUGGAAAUGCAAAGACUACCGGUCUCACGUGUAACGAACUGAUCUGA
This is a messenger RNA of Plectropomus leopardus (leopard coralgrouper), 852 nucleotides long. Lineage: Eukaryota; Metazoa; Chordata; Actinopteri; Perciformes; Serranidae. The record is from RefSeq and is a predicted model, not a curated record.